Messenger RNA from Fragaria vesca subsp. vesca, 2439 nucleotides. RefSeq names its product telomere repeat-binding protein 5-like. The record is from RefSeq and is a predicted model, not a curated record. Lineage: Eukaryota; Viridiplantae; Streptophyta; Magnoliopsida; Rosales; Rosaceae. The coding region runs from base 165 to 2186 and encodes 673 amino acids. The transcript has 10 exons.
UUGAAGGGUACAAUCUAGGUUCAGGUUGGCAUAUAUUGUUUUCUACAAUGGGAUGAAUUUGUGGUUCUCCAAUUAACUGUUCUCGAUUCAGUCGUCCUUGGAACAUAAAGAAGCUUGUUAAGUUUAGCUGAUGACUUUUUCUACAUGUGAUGAAUCUCUGAGAUAUGGUACCACAGAGGAAGGUGGAUUAUGGCUUCAAUGGCUACCAAAUGCCUGAGGUUCCUCGAGCUUCUAGAUCAGCUAGGGGAAAGGGACCUAUAAGGAAGAAACUUGAAGACAAUCAGAUUCAUGCAUUUGAGAUUUUGGCUAGUGUAGCGGGUAAACUUUUGGAGAGUGAAAAUCCUCUACCUAGUAAUGCUUCUUGUGGAAAGGAUCCUCAUUACAUGGUUGAUGAUAUCAUAGGGAAGCAACAGACUGAAGGAAACUCAUUGAAGGAAGAACUGUGUGAGUUGGGAAGCUGGGAAGAUGAAGCCUCUCAACUUGCCUGUGGGGUGCAAGGUCACCAACAAAGUCAUACUCUGAAUCAGUUCUCACAUCCACAAGAAAACUUCAGUUUUGAGAUGAGCGCAACAUCAAAAAGUAAUGAUCACUUGGGGAAGGUUUGUUUUGCUAAAAAGUUGGGUACAGUUGAUAGCAGUUCUUCUUGUGGAAGCUAUUCUAACAAAGUAAUCAGUGACUGUCCCUUAUCUGGGGAUUUGAUUGAUGAGGAAGAGAAAGCACAUGCUGUACAAAAGAGGAAACUAGAGGCUGAACCUUCAAAGGAUACAAACAUAAAGGAUGCAAAUGCCCAUGUUUUAGUCUGUUCAGAAGAUUGGAUAGAAAUGAAAGGAAACCCUCCUGAACUGGUCAGUUCUGAACAUGAUGUAAAGGAGCCUUUCUCAGGGGACUGCAAAAUUCAUGGUUCUUUCCUCUGCCAUUGUGUUAAAGUAAUUAGUAGAGAUGAUGACGAAAAUUCUGUUGGGUAUGUCCAACCCUGUACCAUCAUAGAGGAGUUUGAGCACAAACCAAAUGUUGGUGAUAGGAAAAUAAAGAAUAUGUCGGCAUCCAAGCGCUGGAGAAUAGCUCCAGAUAUGAAGAUUGGGGGUUAUCAUAGAACUGAUGGGAAAGUUUACCGUAAUGGGAGACCUUGUUACGCGCAUCAAAGAUCACAGAAGAAUUAUCCUUUUAAGAAGAGAAAGUUCUUUAACCAGAAGCCAUUUGCUACGUCUGAUAGAGACUGUAACUGUGAAAACAUAGUUAGUUCUCCUGACAACAGAGAGGACGGUGGCAACUGUAAUGCAGCAAGUGGACGGUCAUCCUCAGCAACAGGUCGAGAACCUCUCAAGUCCAGUGAUCGUAAUGUGAGGCUUAGUAUUAAAUCCUUCAAAGUUCCCGAGCUUUUCUUUGAAAUUCCCGCAACUGCAACUGUCGGUUCUUUGAAGAGGACAGUAAUGGAGGCAGUAACUUCUAUACUUGGAGAUGGACUACAUGUUGGUAUGCUGCUUCAGGGAAAGAAGGUCAGAGAUGACAACAAAACAUUACUUCAGACUGGGAUUUCGCAUGAUGACAAGCUUGACAAUUUGGGUUUCUCCUUGGAGCCCAAACAUACAAAGCUGAUGUAUUCUCAAUGCGGCGAUGAUCCUUCCUCUGUAUCUGGCAGACGCCAGGAGUUAAUUAGGCAUUCGUCUUUGGUCUCACGACCAAGGACUUCAAAUAUCUCUCUGAAUCCUCCGAUAAUCAAUUUGGGCAGCAGUGUUGACAAAGACUUAAAAGCAGUACUCCCUCCUGCUAGUACUUCAAUUGACAAAUCUCCACCAGUAUCCCAAGCUCUGGUUGCAGUUCCACCAAUUACCGCAAAGCCACUGGCUGUGGUUCCUUUUCAUAGGAGAUCUGGGCAUUCAGCAUAUGUACAGCGCCGGAUGAGGAGACCUUUCUCUGUUUCAGAAGUAGAAGCAUUGGUUCAGGCUGUUGAGAAACUUGGAACGGGAAGGUGGCGUGAUGUUAAAAUGCAUGCUUUUGAUAAUGCAAAACAUCGUACUUAUGUGGAUUUGAAGGACAAGUGGAAAACAUUGGUGCACACAGCAAGGAUCUCACCUCAGCAAAGGAGAGGAGAACCAGUUCCUCAGGAGCUUUUGGACAGAGUCCUAGCCGCACAUGCCUAUUGGUCUCAACGGCAAGCCAAGCAACAGCUCAGAGUAGCGGCUUGAUAACUGGAAUGGAGCAGGUAAAUAAAGCUUAAUUUUAGAACUUGCUAUCUCGUGAUUUCGUAAAUUGUAUGUAAAAAGCUGACAGGUAGGAAAAUUGUGGUGUAAAUGGUCCUUAUGUAAUAUGCUACUCGAUUCACAAGACACCAAUCUAGCUCUUCUUUCCCAGUAUAACGUCUUGUGUGUUUUGUAAAUCAUUGAUUCUGCAACGAGAACAUGCUCAGACAGUUGAUUCAAUCCCUUCAUUGAAUUUUCA